UGGAUCAUGCACGAUUCUCUAGGCAGUCAGUCAGUGCGCGGCUCAACAUUCGGUUGUUCGAGUGGUUGUGGUGGACAGUGCGUUGCAGUGCGUUUAGCAGAAAGCAUUAGAAGAGAGAAUCAUGGACAGAACGGAACGGAAUCAUGAUCCAAGUGGAACGGAAUAGAUCACAGUCGCCAGCAUGUCGCCAGUCGUGAAUGUUGAAUGAUCGCGGUUAGCUUGCCAGUAAGCGUAGCAACAAUGCGCGACCUAGAGCAGAGCGAGCAGAGCAAGCAGAGUUUAGCUACCUAGUGAUUAUUUAGUACGAAGCGGACGGACCCAGAGGUUACGAACAUUAUUUUAGCGAAGAUGACUAUAAUAGUCUUUUUGAUCGACACGUCCGCCUCCAUGAAUCAGAGAGCUUAUCUUGGUGGUCGACCAACGCUCCUGGACGUAGCGAAAAGCGCAGUUGAAACUUUCGUCAAGGUGCGGCAAAGGUCACCCGAGAGCCGCGGAGAUCGUUACAUGUUGUUGACCUUCGAAGAUCCGCCUCAAAAUAUUAAGGCUGGAUGGAAGGAGAAUUUGGCCACUUUUAUGAAUGAACUGAAGAAUCUACAAUGCGUAGGUUUGACAACUUUAGGCGCUGCUCUGAAACAUGCACUCGACGUUUUGAAUAUAAAUCGAAUGCAAACGGGCAUCGAUACUUAUGGCCAAGGUAGAUGUCCAUUCUAUUUGGAGCCAUCCGUCAUUGUUGUUAUCACUGACGGCGGAAAGUACACGACUAAUAAUGGAGUUCAUCAAGAUUUUACUUUACCAAUGCAUUCGCCCAUUCCUGGAUCGGAAUUAACGAAGGAGCCAUUCAGAUGGGAUCAAAGACUGUUUUCAUUAGUUUUGAGAUUGUCAGGAACACCCGCAAUUGAGAGGGACACCGGUUUAGUUGCCAGUGACGCCUCGCCUAUUGACGCAAUGUGCGAAGUUACUGGAGGACGAUCUUACUGCAUAACUUCCCACAGAAUGAUGAUGCAGUGUAUAGAUUCUCUAGUUCAAAAAGUCCAAUCUGGAGUUGUGAUCAAUUUCGAGAAAAUAGGUCCCGACCCUCCGCCAUUGUCAAAUGAAGUUCAACAUUUGGACGACGACGAGAAUGACGAGGAAAAUAAUCCACUGAACGGCCCAAGGAAUCAGUACCCUGGCAGUAUUACGGCACCUGGCAACAGCGCUUGGCAUUCCUGCAGAAGAUUAAUUUACGUACCAAGAUCGGCGCAAAAAGGCUUUGCCGUUGGUUUCUGGCCGAUUCCAGAGAGUUUUUGGCCAGACUUGAGCGCGAAUUUACUACCCCCAAGAUCGGCCCAUCCGAACGUCAAGUUCACGUGCACGAGUCAAGAGCCGAUGGUGAUUGAGAAUUUGCCAUUCGACAAAUACGAACUGGAGCCCAGUCCCCUCACGCAGUUCAUCUUGGCCAGGAAGCAGCCGACGAUAUGUUGGCAGGUGUUCGUUGCCAAUUCUUAUAAGUCAAGCGACGUUGGUCAUCCGUUUGGCUACCUGAAAGCGAGCACGAACUUGACGUGCGUCAAUCUCUUCGUGAUGCCUUACAACUAUCCUGUUCUGUUGCCUCUACUCGAGGAACUUUUUAAAAUUCACAGGCUCAAGCCUACGAACGAAUGGAGGACGCAGUUUCAAAAUUAUAUGAGAACUAUGCCUACGUACUAUGCCGCUUCACUGAGGAGAGCGCUCACGAGAAUGGGAGCCCCAGCGCCUUUAGCGCAAACCUUAAUCCCUGAUAACAUGGAUAACUCCUUGAGCUACAGUGUCUUAAAUUACUUGAAGCGGCUGAAGAAUCAGGCGAAAAUCGAGUUCGAUCGUCUUUGUAACGAAGUCAUAUCCAAACAGGUGGCGAACGCCAGCUUAAAUAAGAAUAUCGUCAACGGCAAUACCACUGCGGUGACGGAAGGCGUCAGGGUCAUUCCUAGAACACCUCUCAAAAAAGACUUGGUGUCGCAUCCACUGUUGCAAGACAAAUUCAUUGGCCUCCGAGAUCAACUCAACGAGUUUGGUGGUUUUGUUGUCGGGUUAGUGAGGAAUCAACAGCAACAGAGAGGGGCUCAAAGCUAUAGAAAUGCCUUCGAUGUACCGAGAAAAUCACUUCUUGACCAAGUGAUUAGAAUGCGGUCCAAUUUUUUACAACCAGGGUUAUUGCACACGAAAUUAUUAGACGACGAUUAUGUACAUUCUAUGCCUGUCGCGCAAAUGGGUAACUAUCAAGAAUACCUCAAACGAAUGACACCGCCAUUGAGAGAAAUUGAGAGUGUACCGGUCAGGCAACAUAUGUUUGGCAAUCCGUUCAAGAUAGACAAGAGAAUGAUGGUAGACGAGGCGGACAUCGACAUGGUGGGAGCCACGUCCUCGGCGUCGAAGGGCGGAAUGAAGCGAGCUUUAACACCAACCGAAGGCGGUGUUUCUCCAGCCUUGAGGCCUCCGCCAAACAAAAGGAAACCAGGACCCAUUCCCAAAGAUGUAACAGUGAAACGUCCAAUAAAAUCCCCAUCGAGUUCACCGUCAAAUUCACCAAUUCCAUGGCUCGAGGACGUGAAACCCCCGAGUUUACUACCACCACUACCACCAAUACCCAAUGCGAGUGUAAUAAAUAACGCGAAUUCCGAUCUAAUAUCUAGUGCUCUUAGUUCACCGUACCCGAAUUCACCGGAGAAAUUAGUGAACGGUAUUUCGAAAAUUUUAAUGGCACCAAUUUUUGAACCGAUUUCUGUCGAGCCAUUGACUAAUCAUCUAGAUAUACCGCCGAUAUUAACUCCAGUUAUAAAUAAUGUCGAUUCCAUAAAACUUGAAGUGAAAUCAGAAAGAACCGAGAAUGUCGAGAUAAUCGAGUGCAUUAAAUUAACAGUUAAUGAUUGUGUUGUUGAUAAUCAAAACAGUGUGAAAGUUAAAUGUGUGACUGAUGAACCAUUGACUAAUCAUGUGGAAGAAAAGCGGGAGAAGGAGAAGAUCGAGAAGGAACGGCCAUUAACAAAGAAGGAGAUUGAGGACGUUAGGAAACACAAUUUAUCCGUCAGAGAACUCGUCUACAAGGAAGUUCGAAGAAAGGGAACAAAUUAUGCCACGUUAUUUUCACAUUUGUACCAAAUCCAAGGUACUUUAGACAUUCGGCUCGCAUUUGUCAAAGACAUUGUUAAAGAAUCUCUACGUUUCAAAAGACGGAAUUUAGCAGCAUUAUUAGAAGACUAUUUGAAAACCGUUGAGGAAGACGGCUGGGUAAUGAACCACAAGACGAAUCACAAUGGUGCCACGAGAAUAAGUUAAGCUAUUCGCAAUAUGGUGGGGCAUUAAUGAAACGCAAAAUAUACACUGAAGAUUACUUGCUCCAGUGGAAGAUUAUUUCAUCAAAUUGAAAAUUAUCCAAAUCCUCGUAAGAAUGACAGAAAAUUUUCGCGAAAUAAUUUUUUUUUUCAUUUUAUUCAUAAUUUUUUGUUUUUUAGUAAAUUUGUAAUUAUAACUGUCCAGUGAGAGUAAUUUAAUUAAUUAUUGAAAUUUUUUAAAAAACAGUUUCAUUGGUACAGAAGAAGAAGAAGAGAAUUUUCAAUUAUACAUAAAGUUACUUAAUUCUAUUUGUACAGAGAAUUUUUUUUUUUUUUGAUUGGGACAGAGGGCUUUGUUUGAAAAUUGAUAUUCAGCAUGAAGUGGCCGUUGUAAACGACCGCGUAAGUUCAUAUCAAAUUUAAAAAUAUCAUGCUACAUUAACUGUAUUUUUAUGCGUUUAUCAAUUCUUAUUUAUUUUUACGAGCAUAAUUCUUGUGAUGUAAGCAACAAUUAAAUUUUAAGUUUCAUUGCUUUAGGGAAAUAAUUAUUUUAGAACUAUUCAUUCAUGUACAUUUUGUAUAUACAUAUAUUAUAAAUAUAUAUAAAUAUGUGGGCGAUUCUAUGGAAAAGGGUAAUUUUCAAGCAAGCAUUAAAAAUUUAAGAGAAAAACGCUUA
Messenger RNA from Leptopilina heterotoma, 3963 nucleotides. RefSeq names its product integrator complex subunit 6 (gene IntS6). Gene Ontology annotation, cellular component: integrator complex. The record is from RefSeq and is a predicted model, not a curated record. Lineage: Eukaryota; Metazoa; Arthropoda; Insecta; Hymenoptera; Figitidae. The transcript has 9 exons. Gene Ontology annotation, biological process: snRNA 3'-end processing. Bases 349 to 3291 code for a protein of 980 amino acids.